Messenger RNA from Sordaria macrospora k-hell, 1608 nucleotides. RefSeq lists its product as uncharacterized. Gene Ontology annotation, molecular function: exonuclease activity; nucleic acid binding. The record is from RefSeq and is a predicted model, not a curated record. Gene Ontology annotation, biological process: rRNA processing; ribosomal large subunit assembly. Gene Ontology annotation, cellular component: nucleus. Lineage: Eukaryota; Fungi; Ascomycota; Sordariomycetes; Sordariales; Sordariaceae.
AUGGCUUUCCGACAACCGGCCCCGCACAUGGCUCAGCCCAUGGGUAAAGCGGCUCAGGGCCGUCAAGUCGCCGAACCGAUCGUCGCUUCGGAGGAGUACAUGCGCUACCUAACCAAGCUGAUCCCGACAACAACGGAACUUGUCAAGGCUGGAUUCGUGAUGAGCCCGCUCACUAAAGCUGAGCUUCAGACGAAGGUCAAGUGCAAGAAGUGUAACAAGAAAUGCACCAAACCCGAUCGCGCACCGCCUAGAAUGAUCUCUUACGCCGGCGAAGGCCCCGGAAAUGGCGGCGCUGAGAACGGACUUACCCCGACUCCGACUGCUACUGCUUCAAACGGUUCAAGCGGUAGACGUAGAAGCCGUGGCAUUGGCAAGUCUCACACGCACACUCACACGCAUGAUAACGGCAAGCAGAACGAGACGGAGACUGCCAGCGGCAGCGGCAGCGGCAGCGGCAACAUGAAGCAAGAACAGCAGCCGAAGAUGCACUGCAAGUUCCAUCCUGGACGGGUUAACAACAAGAUCUGGACCUGCUGCUCCAUCCACGUCUCCAAACCCCCCUGCUCCGGUGCGCCCACUCAUACACCCACCCUGUACGCCCCGGGCGUUCUCGAAGCCCGAUGGCUGUUCAAACCAACACCUCAUCAUCCCUCCUCAAACCAACAGGCGCCCCAAUUCCGCUCCAUAGUAGCAAUAGACUGCGAAAUGGGCACCGCCACCGACUUCGAAUCCGAACUCAUCCGUAUAUCCCUCAUCGAUUACUUUACAGGCCAGAUCCUCAUCGACAGUCUCGUCCGCCCCUUAGUGGCAAUGCAACACAUGAACACUAAGUACUCCGGCGUUACUCGGCAAGACAUCAACAAUGCUGUGCGCAACGGGACUUGCAUCCUCGGUGGACUUGAAGAGGCGCGCAAACAAGUGUGGAAGUUUGUGGGACCUGACACCAUUGUCGUAGGACAUAGCGUUAGGAACGAUUUAUCUGCGUUGCGCUGGAUCCAUGCUCGGUGCGUAGAUAGUUUGCUUGUUGAGGGGGGGGUUAGGAAAGAGAUAAAAGAAAAAGAGGAGAGUGAAGAUAUGGCUAGAAGGGCCAAGGAUUUUGAGGAGGGAGUGAGGACGGGGGAGGAGAUUGUUGAGGGUAUUAAGAGGGAGAAGGAGGAGAGGGAGAAAGAGGAGAGGGAGAAGAGAAGGGUCAGGAGACCGGAGGAUGGGAUGUCGCUCAAGGCGCUGGCGAAGAAGAAGUUGGGAAGAGUCAUUCAGGAUGGGGGGAAUAAGGGGCAUGAUAGUGUUGAGGACGCGGUGGCGGCUAGGGAUUUGGUGCAUCAUCAUGUUUUGUGGAUGAUGCGGAAAGAAAUGGAGGAGGAGAAGGAGGAGAAGGAGAAGGAGGAGCAGGCUAGGAAGGAGGCCGAGAAGGUGGAGAAGGUGGAGAAGGAGGAGAAGGAGGAGAAGGAGGAGGAAAUUGGUUAUCCUCGCGUCGUAUUCGGUGAAGAUGGCAAUAUCUCGCAUAUGGAUAUGGGUCCUCUCUUUCCCGGCCGGCCUGGGAACAACUAUCCCUGGAUUCCGCUUCCGGGCCCUGAAGAUACAGGUAAUGGCCCGUCGCGUGGAGUUUAA